Cololabis saira (Pacific saury) is the source of this 4722-nucleotide messenger RNA. It is a transcript of the gene znf280d, whose product is annotated as zinc finger protein 280D. NCBI's taxonomy places the organism in Eukaryota, Metazoa, Chordata, Actinopteri, Beloniformes, Belonidae. Gene Ontology annotation, biological process: regulation of DNA-templated transcription. Gene Ontology annotation, molecular function: DNA-binding transcription factor activity, RNA polymerase II-specific; RNA polymerase II cis-regulatory region sequence-specific DNA binding. The coding region runs from base 167 to 2371 and encodes 734 amino acids. The transcript has 17 exons. The record is from RefSeq and is a predicted model, not a curated record.
AGCACUGCUCUGGUUUCCGCCGCUCGGAGCUGAGCCUCUCCCUCCCGGCUGAUGUGCACCCGCAGGACGCCAAAAUACUCGUCUUCAGGCCAAGGACUGUGCCGAAACGUGCACACAUAAAUGCUCUGCCUAUGAACCCUGAGACUAAGAGUGAAAAGGGUCCACAAUGUCUGAACUGUUUAUGGAGUGUGUGGAGGAGGAUCUGGAGCCCUGGCAGAAGCAAGUUCCUCAAGUUCACUUGAUAGAAGACGACGAUGAUGAGCCUAUCUUUGUUGGAGUUCUCUCAAGCAACCACAAAGAUGGUACGCCGAACCCAGCACUUGCUCAGAAGAACAGUGCAGGCAAACAAGAAAUGAAGCACGCUUCUCCUCACCCUACUGCCGGCCCCUCACCGAUAGUGCUCCCAUUGAGUGUACCUGUAACUACAGUGAAUACUGCACCACUCAGUCUGACAACAGUGACUCCACGGCCUGUUAUAGUUAAUAAUCAGGGCUUUAUUGUCACCUCUCCACAACUAACAAACAACAGUGAUCUUAUCGCUACUCUAGGGAGUCAGUAUCCUCCUGGAACAUCAUUUACAAUCGUACCAGCUGGUCAGCAGCAGCUUUUUCAGCAGGUCUCUCCAGCCACAGUUUUACCAGGUGUCGUCCACAGGCCCCAGGUGCAGCAAAUUAGAAAUAACGUUGUGACUUUGUCCAAUGUCCAAAGCCCCGCUGUGUAUUCAACGCAGUCCAAACAGUCCAACUCCCACACGAUUCAAUCUGUUUAUUUGCCUGUGAAAGACAAUAGCUGGAAUAAAGAUCAGAGUGCAGUCAAAAGAGGACUGAUGUCACAGGAAGUUGACGGUGUAGCAAAAAAAGCAAAGCUUGAUUUGGCAUCAGCGAAAGUAACCGUUAAAGUGGAAAAUGGUUUGUUUAAGAAAAACUGCCCCACAUGUCAUGAAGAAAUUCUUACAGAAGAGGCCCAAAAGUAUCACAUGAUGCGAUGCCGGGCAAAUUUGGGAAAUCCAGCUCCAUCAUCCGCAAAUGCCAAUGCAAAUAAGCUGAUUAUGCUAGUGUCAGAUUUCUACUAUGGCCGUUUCAUAGGAGAUGUACAAAAGAAAGAUGCACAGAAGACCAAUACCACUUUUAAAUGCCAAAGCUGUUUGAAAAUUCUCAAGAACAAUAUCAGGUUUAUGAACCACAUGAAACAUCACUUAGAGCUGGAAAAGCAGAACAGUGAGAGCUGGGAAAGCUACACGACAUGCCAGCACUGCUACCGACAGUACAUGACUCCAUUCCAGCUGCAGUGCCACAUUGAGAGUGCUCAUGGCCCAAUCGAAUCCUCAACCAUUUGCAAGAUAUGCGAGUUGGCGUUUGAAUCCGAGCAGGUGCUUCUGGAACACAUGAAGGCCAACCACAAACCUGGAGAAAUGCCAUACGUCUGCCAGGUUUGCAAUUACAGGUCCUCGUUCUUCUCAGACGUGGAGGCGCAUUUCCGGACUGUCCAUGAAAACACAAAGGACCUGCUCUGUCCUUUCUGCCUCAAAGUUGUCAGAACUAGUCACAUAUACAUGCAACACUACAUGAAACAUCAGAAAAAAGGGAUACAUCGUUGUGGAAAAUGCAGACUGAACUUCCUCACCUACAAGGAAAAAGUAGAGCACAGGACUCACGUCCACAAGACCUUCAGGAAACCUAAGGCCCUGGAGGGCCUACCUCCGGGUACAAAGGUUACCAUCCGAGCCUCCUUUGCAGGAAAGAUGCCUGUAAAUCCAGUAUCCCCGGAUCGCUCAGCUGUUACUGUUGGCAUGGAAAUGCCAAGUUUCUCCCAUAGCACCCAAAAGUCUUCAGUCGGGGGAGGACGGUCCAGAACAAAUGACUUUGGAGCAGGAAGAUCUAAAAACAAGACAGAACAGAACAAGAAGCAAGAACGUCGAUUUUCCAAACACAACUUGGCACUGAAGGAUCUCAGUGUCGGUGAAGGAUGCUACACGUGCAUUGAGUGCAACGGAAAAGUCGACGACUUCUUUGCACAUUUCCCAAUGCUUUCCUGUUGUGGAGCAUGCAGCUAUCGGACAAGUUGUAAAAUUUCCAUUGGAAAUCACAUGAUAAAAUUUCACAGUAACAUCAACAAACAAAGAUUUUUGAAAAUGUCCAACAAGACAAAUGCUUUGCCAUCAAGAUUAACCCUUGUUUGCAUCAACUGCAAACUCCUUGUCGAGGCAGCGGGUGGUGACCUGAUGACUAAACAUUUAACUGCGCAUCCAGAUCACAUAUGCCAAGUCAUUCAGGAGAAAGCUUGCCGUCGCCUUUUGACCCCGGAAAUGGCUGAAAGAAGAGAGACGAAAAAUGUAACAACGCAAAAAACCCCCAGGUGUGUUUGGGAAUGACUGGGGCCAGCCUUUUUCCUGUAGUAACCUCAUCCGAAGAUGAAGAUGAAGAUCUCAUUCAGCCUGAAUGGGUUCUGGACCAGAGUGAUCAGGAAUAUCUCAUACCACCAGACACGUAUGCAACACUUUUGUCUAUGAUUAGCUUCUUAUUGACUCGUUAUUGAUUAGUUUUUGGUGUAAAAUUUUUGUUCUAGCUUUAUUUACUAUACUGCAUGUCAGCUAAUUUUGUAAACUGACAAAAACUGGUUUAAUUUAUUUAAUGAGCUCAGUACAUGGUAGGUUUACUCAAACUUAUUGUUUGGAGUCGAUUUGUUUCAAUAGUGGGUCAGUGUACAAAUAUAUAUUUAUUAUUGGCUAUGUAUGGUAUUUGGUUACUAAAAAUAUAUAUACGUUUUAUUGGUGUAUUUACAUGUUUGUUUAUUUUGCAUUUGGUUUCACAGUGGGAUGAUGACAGUGAUGGAGAUUACAGGUCACCGUGUAGGCCUGCUUGUGGAUCAGCAUCUUCUCCAACCUUGCACUUUUCAUCAUUUACAUCGACACCCACCACUCAGCCACAAACAGGUCCCUCCAUCCAAUCUUUUUCUGCCCACUGGCCAUGUCAGGGUCAACUACAUCAUCACCCACUACUCAGCCGCAAAGACACUCCUCCUGGCGAUGUGCAUCUGCCCCGCAUCUGCCUAAAUUGUUAGGGUUUUCUACAUGGACCCCCACUUUUCAGCAAAAGAGAGGUUUCUCCUGUCGAGGGGACUUUUCUUAUCUUCUUUGGCUAUCAUCAGAAGAAGACUCCACUCUCCAGAAUCCAAAAGAAAGCCGAAAAGGCCACACCAAUCAGCAUCUAAGCGUAUUCGAGAGAUGUCUUUCACUUUAACAUAAAAAGGAAGAUACAAGAUGGCACUACAGAGAGGAAAAAGAUAACCCACCAAACCCGCUUGAGUUCACACCUCCUGGUCUCCUUUAUCUUAGUUCUUUUUUCAGUAAUUCCACAAUCCAGACUAUGAUUGACAAUAUUAAUGCAAAUGCAGAAACACGAUUACAGUCUGGAAAGAAGUUUGUGUAGAAAGCCUUGACCAUCAGGUAGUUUUAUAUUUUUAGGGCCAUUCUAAUUUUCUCAGGGUCUCAGAGUAAAAUGGCCGUAUGACUUCUCUUUCCCUGGUGAUAGAAUGACCAGGGACCGCUUUGAAGCCAUCUUGUGGUCACUUCAUAUCAGUCAUCCAAGUGAUGAGGAGAAUGAGAGGAAAAAGGGCACGGCAGAAUAUGACAGGCUUUUCAAAACAAAGCUUCUCUACAAAGAGAUUCACUUAUUGUAAGGCUCAGUUUCAGCCAUACCAAAACAUUGUCAUCAAUGAGAGGAUAGUGACAUUGAAGACCAGCAUGAACAUGAAAGAUAUGAAGGACAAACUCACCAAGUGAGGAUAAAAACUGUUUGCUUUAGCUGACUCCCAGACGGGGGGUACACUUGGAACUUUUUUGUCCAUGACCUGAGUAUUCAGCUGUUAUGGACUUUAUGGCAUUCCCUGGGGUUGAUGGUGGGUACACGUUGUUUUUGGACAAUUCUUUCACUAGUCCUGUCCUUUUUCAGGAUUUAUACCACAAAAUAUAAACUGUUGUGGCACCAUUAAGAAAAACUGUCGGUUUUCCACAGACUGAGUCAAAUGACUGAUAGGGCAGGUUUACGGUGGAUUAGAAAAGACAGUUUGCUUUUUGAGAAGUGGAUGGAUUGCGGUGAAGUAACAAUGUGCUCAACAGUGCACGACAGUGCACGACAGUGCACAUGUGCCUGGUCCAUCUCUGCCUCAAGCUGAAACUGUUUUUUGCAGUGGCUCAAUGAAUAAUAGUGUAACAACUACUUGGUGUGUUUUUCAAUUGUAAAUAUGUACCAGUAUUAAAUUUUUGAUUUUGUAAUGUAAUCAUUGUUUAAAUUUUUCUGGAAAGUCUUGUGCUAUUGUAAUUUUUUUCACUUUGUUAUAAUAAAUCUGCUCCAGUUGGAGUCAAAGUUCAUAUCCUUGUAUAUGGUUUUCUUAAAUGAAUCUGCAUUCACGCACAAAAUCCCCCAUACAAAUCCAAUCAAAGAAACAACUUUUUUAGUUUAAAGGCGGGUCGGGAGGUUUAAAUAGACCAAGUUGAAGCAUGAGUAGAAUCCCAAAAGGUCAUCUAAAAUGGCCAGUCUUGAUUUCUAUUUUUGUUGGUGACUAUUUGUCUUUUAUGUAUUUUUUUCUAUAAUCUCAUACUUUUUUUUUUCUUGAGCCAAAGUUUAUUGAAAUGUAACUUGUUGUUUCUGAGAUGUACUUAUUCUAAUCUGAAGAUCUAGCAUAACAAGGCUUGUUUGGAUUUGGUUAAAGUUUUUCCUUGUG